UUUUUGAGGGCUGUUCUGUAAUUUGAGAAAGUAGUGUCAACAAUAAAAUGACUGUUUGUAGGACUGUACAUGUUCCCUUUUACACUUCCCAGGAAUCCUGAAUCCUGAUAGAAGCCACGUCACCCAGGCCAGAUGUGCUUCAGCACAACUUGUGUUGAGUUGGAGACAAGUUUUAGAACAACUUCUGCUCGCUGAUGUACAGAAAUUAUCGGAAACAUCGCUGGUAAACUGCAUAUCACACCCAGAAAAGGAAAACAAAGAACCUCAUUAAUGAUACUGAAACAGUCUUAAAAUUUUAAUUUACGGGCACUCGAUGAAAAAGACGUUUUCGUAGUUUAUACACUGUUUUUGUUUUCAUUUUUAUCUACACACACUAGUUCAAAAUGAAUGUUUUUCGUCUUUGCGGGGAUUUAUCCCAUCUGCUGGCGAUUAUUAUCUUGUUGGCGAAGAUGUGGAAGACACAGUCUUGUGCAGGUAUUUCUGGCAAAAGCCAGGUUUUGUUUGCCUUGGUUUUCACAACUCGUUACCUUGACCUGUUCACCGUCUUUUUCUCUGUCUACAACACUGUAAUGAAGGUCAUCUUCCUUACUGCUUCCUAUGCCACAGUCUACUUGAUCUUCUUAAAGUUCAAAGGCAGUUAUGAUCGUGAAAAUGACAGCUUUCGUGUGGAGUUUCUACUGGUUCCUGUUGCUGGUCUCUCAUUUUUAGAGAACUAUGACUUCACACCUCUAGAGAUUCUGUGGACCUUCUCAAUCUAUUUAGAAUCAGUAGCCAUUCUGCCUCAGCUCUUCAUGAUUUCCAAAACUGGAGAGGCAGAAACAAUCACCACACACUACCUAUUCUUUCUGGGAUUGUACCGUGCACUGUACAUUGUCAACUGGGUUUGGCGCUACCACUUUGAGGGAUUCAGUGACAAGAUUGCAAUUGUGGCUGGAGUCGUUCAAACAAUCUUCUUCUGUGACUUCUUCUACCUGUAUUUUACUAAAGUGCUGAAAGGAAAGAAACUAAGCCUGCCCAUGCCAGUUUGAAAACAGCCGUUCAAGGAUGCAUCUUGGGGCAGCUCUGCAGAAUUCCUAAGCAUUAUGCUCAAAUAAGGAGGUGCAUGGACUCAGACUGUAUCUUUUGAUAUAAGCAUUUUUAUGAUGAAUUUCUCCAAAGGAAGCAUAAGACAUACUGUUUAUUUUACACUCCUCAAUGCCCACACAGUUUGGGGGCUUUAAACUGAGGAAAAUUAUCAAGUCUGAAGAAGUAUAUGAUUCACCAGUCCAGUUCUUCAUACCCUUUUCUUCUUAUUUGGCAAAGACUUGCAUAUUCACCUACUCAGAGUGUACUGAGGAUGUCUUUGAUAAAAGGCUAUCUCCAUAAUGAAUCCCUCACCACAGUGCCAUAUUGUGUUCCAUUUUAUCCUUAUAUAGUUGGAAACAUACCAUCAGCAUUAAGACGUCUCAGCUCUCCAUUGGUUGAGCCAACAUAAAAUGAAGAUUUUACUGUAAUGAAAGUGACUAACUUGGGCAAAGUUGGCAUCAAAAGUAAACUGUUAUAUUCAUAAUCUA
Molecule: messenger RNA, 1553 nt
Organism: Protopterus annectens (West African lungfish)
Lineage: Eukaryota; Metazoa; Chordata; Ceratodontiformes; Protopteridae
Product: ER lumen protein-retaining receptor 3-like
Exons: 5
Coding region: 384-1028 (214 amino acids)
Biological process (GO): protein retention in ER lumen; endoplasmic reticulum to Golgi vesicle-mediated transport
Cellular component (GO): endoplasmic reticulum; cis-Golgi network; membrane
Molecular function (GO): ER lumen protein retrieval receptor activity
Source: RefSeq, a predicted model, not a curated record